This is a messenger RNA of Pogonomyrmex barbatus (red harvester ant), 4007 nucleotides long. RefSeq names its product DNA polymerase gamma, catalytic subunit tam (gene tam). Gene Ontology annotation, biological process: mitochondrial DNA replication. Gene Ontology annotation, cellular component: mitochondrion; gamma DNA polymerase complex. Gene Ontology annotation, molecular function: DNA-directed DNA polymerase activity; 3'-5' exonuclease activity; DNA binding. The record is from RefSeq and is a predicted model, not a curated record. Lineage: Eukaryota; Metazoa; Arthropoda; Insecta; Hymenoptera; Formicidae.
CUUUCAUUAAAAUUUUCAAGGGAAUAUUUUUUCAUAAUGUGCGCGGCUUCGAUAGCCUGGACUGUCGAAGCACGUAUCUCGUUAUAGCCAUGAGGUAUUCAAAUGGAAACUGAGGCAAUAAGAUGAGGUUAAGGAUUCGCUUGGUUAACAUUUGCAUUCGGCAUAAAUGCACGGAUGCGCAGGAUGGUGUCCGAAUUUCCAAAAAGACUCGGUGGAAAAAGAUGCAUCUGAAGAAUGUUGAAAGCAUAGAACCCAAUCGAGAGCACGUAACUUCUAAAAGCAGAACUGCCACAAACUUUGUUUACAAUUCACCUGUAAUACAAAAUUUACCCGUUAACCGUGAAGACAGUUCCUACAAGUUAUUUACAACAUUUGAGGGAGUGCCAAAUGAGCCGAAGAUAGAGCAGGAUGUAAAUUCAGACAUAGAUUCCAAAAAUGCAAAAACUCAUACUAUCAUGCAAACAACUGGAUUAUCAAACCAAUCACAUCAAAAUAGCACUCAGGAAUUAAAGGAAUCAGAAAAUAAUAUCAAUGUUAAUUUAGAUAUGAAUUCUAAGAGAGAUAAUGUUAGAGUUAAUGAGAUAAAUAUGCAGAUGCUGCCUGAAGCAUUGCACAAACAAUUGUUUCAAAAGGAUGAUAAAGAAGACUGUAUCUCUAAGGAGGAAAUCAACAACAUAAAAGAGAAUUUAGCUACAUAUGGUAUAAAUAUAGAAGAUGCAAUCAGAUUGCCGGAUGUGAACUUGAAACUACCAGCUUUAAAAGGCAGAAAUAUAGAGGAGCAUUUUUAUAACAUUGGAAAAGCUCAGACCAAGCCAUAUUUAAAAAUCAUAAACGAAAUUAUAAAAGAUAUUCCUAAGAUGCCAAAGCAAUGGCUCUUUAAGGUAGGAUGGACUAGAUAUGGAACAGAUGGUACAGUGGAAAAUGUAGAUUAUCCAUUGGAAGAUGGUGUAAUUUUCGACGUUGAAGUUUGUAUGAAACAGGGUCCUUUGCCUACCCUAGCUACUGCAGUUAGCAAUAAGGCCUGGUAUGGUUGGGUAUCAAAUUCAUUGGUGCAAAACAUCAGUCAAACGUUUGAUACACAGUUCACACCGAGUAUGCUUGUUCCUAUGGAAAGCAGCCAAAAAGAAGAUGGAUAUAGAUUGAAUCAGCAUCAAAAGAAGCCAAAGAUUAUUGUAGGUCAUAACGUGUCAUAUGAUAGGAGUAGAAUUAAAGAGCAGUAUUGGCUUAAUUGUACAGGAACUCGUUUCCUUGACACUAUGUCAUUGCAUAUGUGUGUGAGUGGUCUGAACAGCUAUCAAAGAUCGUUAUUAUUAUCUAAAAAAGUAGAUACAGAGAAAGAGAUCUGGCAAUCUAGUACUUCAUUGAAUAGUUUAACGGAAGUACAUAAACUAUAUUGUGGCUAUGAGAUAAGUAAAGAGGCAAGAGAUCUGUUCGUCGAAGGUACUAUCAAAGAUAUUAGAGAUAAUUUCAAUAUGUUGAUGUCUUACUGUGCUUCUGAUGUAGUUGCUACUCACAAUGUAUUAUGCAAAUUAUACCCACUCUUUCAGGAAAGAUUCCCUCAUCCAGUUACUUUAGCUGGAAUGUUGGAGCUCGGCUCAGCAUACUUGCCUGUGAAUUCAAACUGGCAAAGAUAUUUGGAAGAAUCGGAAUCAACUUUUGACGAUUUAAAUUACGAAGCGAAAUUCACUCUCGCAAAAAGAGCCGAUGCUGUUUGUCAUCUCAUGCAUGAUGAGAAAUACAAGGAAGACUUAUGGAUGUGGGAUCAGGAUUGGAGCACACAGGAAAUUAAAAUGAAGAAAAAAGCAUCUAACCCCAAAGUAAAAUCUGAUGUAGAGACAAACGUAAUGGAAGAAACGCGAGAGCAAUCGAGUAUUAAUAAAUAUUUAGAUAACGAAGACGAGGAGGAGGAUCCUCUAGCAAAAGAAUUUGCAUAUUUGGAGGAAACUAGGCAUUUAUUGCCAGCCAGAAUGCCGCAUAUGCCGGGAUAUCCAGCGUGGUACAGAAAACUUUGUCCCAAGCAAAACGAUGAGGAUUGGGCGCCAGGUCCGCAGAAUAUUAGCACUUCUAUGCAGGUAGUUCCAAAACUGUUGAAUCUAACAUGGGAGAAGUAUCCGUUGCAUUACAUAAAAGAUCACGGUUGGGGAAUUUUGGUACCUUACACCGACAAUCUUGAUAUUGAAACUAAACUUCCAUUAAAAAAUCUUUUGGCACAGUGUCCCUUGCCAGCAUCCAAUUCGUCCAGGGAUAUUUCUGAUGAUGCGAUGACCACCUUGAGUACCGAUGUGCAGAAUGAUCUUCAUAAAAUAGAAUUCUGGCGAUUCAAAAAGAAGCGGAAUGAACCGUACAACGAAGCGUACAAGGGCACUGGCACAUGGUGCAACGUCAACAUCGACAAUUGCUGCUACUUCUUCAAAUUACCACAUAAGAACGGCGUCAAUUACAACGUCGGCAAUCCGCUUGCUAAGGACUUCCUCAACAAAUUCUCCGAGAAUGUACUCGCCGGUCUAGAUGUCAGCGCCGCGGAGGUACUAAAGAUCGCCCGUAUGCUGUCUUACUGGCGAAACAAUCGCGAUAGAAUCAUGUCGCAACUGGUAAUAUGGUUGGACGAUCGUUCUCUGCCCAGCAGCAUUAAAAAGGCGAAGCAACACAUGCGUUACGGUGCUAUUAUACCACAGGUAGUCGUUUCCGGUACGUUAACGCGUCGUGCCGUGGAACCUACGUGGAUGACAGCAUCUAACGCGCACAACGAACGGAUCGGUUCUGAACUCAGAUGUAUGGUUCAAGCCCCGCCGGGAUACAAUAUUGUCGGUGCCGACGUUGACAGUCAAGAGUUGUGGAUCGCCUCGAUCAUCGGAGACGCUUACUAUAAGCGUAUUCAUGGAGCGACGCCUUUUGGUUGGAUGACAUUAAUUGGUACCAAGUCCAACGGCACUGAUAUGCACAGCGUCACGGCUAAAGCCAUCGGAAUUUCACGCGACCAUGCCAAGGUUAUCAAUUACGCUCGAAUCUAUGGUGCCGGACAGAAAUUCGCUGAACGACUAUUAAAGCAAUUCAAUCCGUCGAUGACGGACACCGAAGCCACCUUCAAGUCCCGUAAAAUGUUCGCUCUCACCAAGGGUAAGAAGGUAUUUCGGCUGAAAGCCGAAUUCGUCAACGAUGACUUAAAGGAUGUCCCCUAUACGUUCUCUCAGGCGUAUCAAUUGGCAAAGAUGCAUGGUAAAGCAUUGCAGGACAUGUUCCAGAAAAACGAGUGGGCGGAUGGCUCGGAAUCAGCCAUGUUCAAUCGAUUGGAGCAGAUUGCCGGUAGCAAACAUCCGGUCACGCCAUUCCUCAACGCCAGAUUAAGCCGCGCUCUUGAGAUCACCAAUACCCAUGACGAUGAUAAGUUUCUGCCCACUAAGAUCAAUUGGGUAGUGCAGAGUGGCGCGGUAGAUUUUUUGCAUUUAAUGCUGGUGUCCAUGAGAUGGUUAAUGAAAGAUAAUGCUAGAUUCUGCCUGUCAUUUCACGAUGAAGUGAGGUAUCUGGUUUCUUCCAGAUACAAAUACAACGCUGCGCUGGCCAUGCACGUGACCAAUUUGAUAACGAGAUCGUUCUGCGCUUCUAGAUUAGGCAUGAGAGAUCUACCCAUGUCAGUGGCGUUCUUCGCCUCGGUAGAAGUCGACACCGUCCUCCGUAAAGAGUCUGCUCACGAUUGCAAAACCCCGUCAAAUCCUCAUGGCUUACAGAUUGGAUAUGAAAUACCGCCCGGCGAGAGUUUAGAUAUCUGGACUGCUUUGGAGAAAUCCGGUGGUUCGCUAGGCUCUUGGCACGAUGUGAAAAGCCGCAAAGUUAAAGAUUCAACUACUGAAAAAUUACCACCGGUUUCUCAAAAGACUAAUUAAGCGAAAAUUAUGAGAUCAUAUUUUCGUAUCACAAUAUUUAAAAACAUUAUAAUGUCGUCUGCAGCAACAAAGCGUAAAUAUGUUUAUCAAGAACUCGACGAUAUGAGCCUUCCUACAAAUUCGCAA